AUGUGGUUCCUGAUCCUGUUGGUGGCCCUGUCCCUGGGAGAGACAGGUGCUGCACCUCCCAUCCAAUCGCGGAUCAUUGGAGGAUUUGCCUGUGAGAAGAACUCCCAGCCCUGGCAGGCAGCUGUGUACCACUACACCAGAUUCCAGUGUGGGGGCAUCCUGGUGCAUCCCCAGUGGGUGCUCACGGCUGCUCACUGCUACAAUGAGGCAACUGACAACUACCAGAUUUGGCUGGGCCGCAACAACCUAUAUGAGGAUGAACCCUCAGCACAGCACCUGUUUGUCAACAAAAGCUUCCCUCACCCUGACUUCAACCUGGACCUCCUGAAGAAGGACUCCCAAAACCUCCUCGAGGAGGACUACAGCAAUGACCUGAUGCUGCUGCACCUCGCCCAGCCUGCCGAGAUCACAGAUUCCGUGAAGGUCCUCAGCCUGCCCACCGAGGGACCCACAGUGGGGAGCACCUGCCUUGCCUCAGGCUGGGGCAGCAUUGAACCCGUUGAGUUCGAAUACCCAGACGAACUCCAGUGUGUGUACCUGGAGCUCCUGCCUAUUGAGGAGUGUGUCAAAGCCCACACCCGUAAUGUGACAGACUGCAUGCUGUGUGCAGGGGACUUGGAAGAAGGAAAGGACACUUGCGUGGGUGACUCAGGGGGCCCGCUGAUCUGUGACGGUAUACUCCAAGGUGUCACGUCAUGGGGCCCUGCCCCAUGCGGCAAACCGGAGAAGCCGGGCAUCUACACUAAAGUUAUUGAUUUCGUCCCCUGGAUAAAUGAAGUUAUCAAGCAAAACUCCUGAGUGG
This is a messenger RNA of Phodopus roborovskii (desert hamster), 802 nucleotides long. RefSeq names its product kallikrein-1. The record is from RefSeq and is a predicted model, not a curated record. Gene Ontology annotation, molecular function: serine-type endopeptidase activity. NCBI's taxonomy places the organism in Eukaryota, Metazoa, Chordata, Mammalia, Rodentia, Cricetidae. Gene Ontology annotation, biological process: regulation of systemic arterial blood pressure; zymogen activation. The coding region runs from base 1 to 798 and encodes 265 amino acids. The transcript is spliced from 6 exons.